Molecule: messenger RNA, 258 nt
Organism: Paramuricea clavata
Lineage: Eukaryota; Metazoa; Cnidaria; Anthozoa; Malacalcyonacea; Plexauridae
Source: the annotation of a GenBank genome assembly
AUGAACUUGUCGCCUGUCAAAAACAACAGUAAAGUCUUGACACAAAAACAAAAUAUGAACACAGGUUUCAUCGAAACAAAAAUCAUGAAUAAUGAACAAAAUACGAGGCAAAAACAUUCCCGAGAUAAUAAAGGGAAGAAAAAACGUAAACGUAAAGGCAAGUCAGUUUACCACGACAGAUCUUCAAGUAACUCCGAGCUGAGUUCAUCCAAAGUGUCAGUAGUAGAUCAUCCAGCAGUGAUUGCCUCCACAGUCUGA